Symbiodinium necroappetens is the source of this 504-nucleotide messenger RNA. The record is from the annotation of a GenBank genome assembly. NCBI's taxonomy places the organism in Eukaryota, Dinophyceae, Suessiales, Symbiodiniaceae.
AUGAAAAGCGGAUUCGAGUUGUUGGCUGUACACCGGCAGUUCCCUUCUUACAGAGUUCUCACGGUAUCAAAUUUUGCUUUGGCAGGUGAUUUCACGGCAGUCGAUUGCGGCCAACGCCGUGGCGCGGCAUCCAGCGGGCACUUCAAGAGUAUAGGUCUCCCAGUACAGCGGAAUGUGGUGCCAGCUGCGAAGGCGAGCCAAGUCGUGUAUGCUUCCAGUUGUGCCCCUCAAACGGCCAAGUACUCCACCUCUACGAUGGCUGCAGCGGCCAUCUUUGAUUUCACGCUGCGGUUCAACGUUGCUGCAGAGGUCCAGCCGGCCAGAGGUAAUGGGUGUGCCUUGAGGACAGACAUGCCCAUCGCAAGACAGCAGCAUGCACCGUCCUUGAACACAGGUGUCAUGCGGAUCACAGACUCCAUGGUUCGAUGUGGGCUGGAUACUGUUGCUCAAUGGCCUGGCUGCAGAGAGUCUAGUGCUUCAGUGUAUCCGAAGAGGAGUGUCUGA